Candida dubliniensis CD36 is the source of this 1392-nucleotide messenger RNA. RefSeq names its product Lip6p (gene LIP6). The record is from RefSeq and is a predicted model, not a curated record. The coding region runs from base 1 to 1392 and encodes 463 amino acids. The transcript has a single exon. Lineage: Eukaryota; Fungi; Ascomycota; Pichiomycetes; Serinales; Debaryomycetaceae. Gene Ontology annotation, biological process: lipid catabolic process. Gene Ontology annotation, molecular function: triacylglycerol lipase activity.
AUGAGAGACCUAAUUUUAUUUUUAAGUUUAUUGCAAACGAUAUUUGCAUCACUUUUCAGUUUAAAGCCACCCAGUGAAGAUGAUUUCUACAAAGCACCUGCUGGUUUUGAAGCUGCCAAGCCAGGGGAUAUUUUGAAAUCGAGAAAAUCACCUAAUAAGCCAAGUAGCUUAUACUCCCCUGUUGAUGUUCAAAAUUCAUGGCAACUUUUGGUCAGAUCGGAAGAUUCGUUUGGUAAUCCAAAUGCUUUUGUCACAACAAUCAUUCAACCCAAAAAUGCCGAUCCAUCAAAGAUUGUGUCUUAUCAGAAUUGGGAAGAUGCUUCCAACAUUAAUUGCUCUCCUUCAUAUGGUCUGCAACUUGGAGCUCCAUUAACCACAAUACUUACCCAAUUGGAUAUGACUUUCAUAGUUCCUCCAUUGAAAAGUGGCUACUAUGUUGUUCUUCCAGAUUAUGAGGGACCCAAAUCAACAUUUGGUGUGGGAAGACAAUCAGGAAAAGCUACAUUGGAUUCCAUCAAGGCUGUAUUGAAAACUAAAGAUCUUUCCGGUAUUAAUAGUGAUGCCAAAGUUGUAUUAUGGGGGUAUUCUGGAGGAUCCUUUGCCAGUGGUUGGGCUGCAGUCUUGCAACCAGAAUACGCGCCAGAAUUGAAGGAUAAUUUACUUGGUGCUGCUUUAGGUGGAUUUGCUGCUAACCUUACUGGUAUUGCUGAGUCCGUGGAUGGAGAGGUAUUUUCUGGAUUUAUACCACUUGCAUUGAACGGGAUAGCAAACGAAUAUCCUGAUUUUAAAAAGAGGUUAUACGAGGAAGUUAAACCCAGUGCCAAGGCAGACUUACAAAAAGGAGCACAGAAUUGUUUAGCUGCAUCGCUUAUCAGUUAUCCAAUGUAUCAAUAUUUCACAGGUCCAAGAAGGGUUUUUGAAAAGGGAUGGUCGUUGUUGGAAGAUGAAGCAAUCGGCAAAACAUUACAAGACAACUUGCUUAUCGCUUUAAGUAAAGAUCACAUGCCUGAGAUCCCCAUUUUUGUGUAUCAUGGAACAAUUGAUAAAAUCAUUCCUAUCAAGGAUUCACUUAAGAUAUAUCAGAAUUGGUGUGAUUGGGGAAUUGGAUCAUUUGAGUUUUCCGAAGAUAAGCUGAAUGGUCACACCACAGAAACAGUAGUUGGAGCACCAGCAGCAUUAACAUGGAUAGAUGCAAGAUUUGCAGGAAAGCCUGUUGUUAAAGGGUGCCUGUUUACAUCCAGGGCAUCAAAUUUCUUGUACCCUAACAUUUCCGAAUCAGCUGCUCUGUACUUCAAAGGAAUAUAUCAAACGAUUUUGAGAUCGAAAUUGGGCGCAGGUGUUACUUCUGAUAAUGUUUCUGUAAGCGGGUUACGUAGCAUGUAUCAUGCCUAG